CACUUUUACAACUAUAGAGUAGACAUAUAUUUCAAUUGGAUCGCGAUCUCAACUAGUUCUUCGUUCACUACAUGAAUCGAAUUGUGUUCGAAGAAAAUUCUCUCCGACCUGUUGUUUUUCCCUAGUCGGAGAAUCUUUUUCAGGUAAUUUCUAAGCAGGAUCGAUGGAGUGGUCGACGUUGCAGCAUCUGGAUCUCCGGCACGCUGGACGAAGUUCCAAACCUUUGCAACCUCACGCCGCUGCAUUUCACCCCACUCAGGCCCUGGUCGCUGCUGCAAUAGGAAAACAUGUUGUUGAAUUUGAUGCGUACACUGGAAGCAGGAUAGCAAUGAUUGAUAUUGGUGCUCCAGUUGUAAGAAUGGCGUAUAGUCCUAUGGGUGGGCAUUCUUUGAUUGCAAUUCUGGAGGACUGUACUAUACGAUCUUGUGAUUUUGACAGUGAACAAACUUGGGUCUUGCAUUCCCCUGAAAAAAGGACCGAACAAAUUUCAACUGACACAGAAGUGCAUCUUGCUUUGACUCCCCUCUUACCCAUUGUAUUUUUUGGUCUCCACCGCAGAAUGAGUGUAACAGUUGUGGGAACCAUUGAAGGUGGUAGAGCACCAACAAAAAUAAAGACUGAUCUGAAAAAACCCGUUGUUAAUCUUGCUUGCCAUCCUCGUCUUCCUUUCUUGUACGUUGCUUAUGCAGAUGGUUUAAUUCGAGCAUACAAUAUUACUACAUAUGCAGUUCUCUACACAUUACAACUUGACAACACAAUCAAGCUACUUGGUGCUGGUGCAUUUGCAUUCCAUCCAACCUUAGAAUGGUUAUUUAUUGGUGACAGAAAGGGUACUCUUCUUGCAUGGGAUGUCUCCACUGAGAAACCGAUUAUGAUUGGAAUUACACAAAUUGGUUCUCAACCAAUCACAUCGAUUUCUUGGCUCCCAAUGUUGCGGUUACUUGUUACUCUUUCUAAGGAUGGAGUUCUUCAAGUGUGGAAAACACGAGUGACACUUAAUCCUAACAGACCUCCAAUGCAAGCCAAUUUCUUUGAGGCUGCUGCAAUUGAAUCCCUUGAUAUCCCUUCAAUUCUUUCCCAGCAAGGUGGAGAGACAGUUUAUCCUCUUCCACGAAUCAAAGCCAUUGAAACUCACCCAAAAUUGAAUAUAGCAGCAUUACUUUUUGCAAGUGUGGGAGGAGGAGAUAAUCGCAAAAAUAAAGCUUCAUACACUAGGGAAGGAAGGAAACAACUUUUUGCUGUUCUACAAGGCGCAAGGGGUUCUUCAGCCUCUGUUUUGAAGGAAAAGCUUUCCACUCUUGGCUCAUCUGGAAUUUUAGCAGAACAUCAGCUUCAGGCUAAACUUCAAGAACAUAAUUUAAAGGGCUCAAGUCAACUCACAAUAUCAGACAUAGCUCGAAAGGCAUUUCUAUAUAGUCAUUUUAUGGAGAAACAUGCAAAUAAUGCACCAAUAUCUCGGUUGCCUCUCAUCACAAUUGUUGAUAGUAAACACCAUCUGAAAGAUACUCCUGUCUGUCAGCCAUUUCAUCUGGAGUUAAAUUUCUUCUGCAAGGAGAAUCGUGUUCUUCAUUACCCCCUUAGGGCUUUUUAUGCAGAUGGGGCAAAUCUUAUGGCAUAUAAUCUCUGUUCUGGAGUUGAUAACAUCUACAAAAAGCUUUACACUGCAAUUCCUGGAAAUGUAGAAUUCCGUUCAAAAUAUUUGUUUCAUAGCACCAAGCAGCACCUAUUUCUCGCUGUUUAUGAGUUCAGUGGUGCCACAAACGAGGUGGUGCUGUACUGGGAAAACACUGAUAAUCAAGUAGCUAAUAGCAAAGCAAGAACACUCAAGGGCCGAGACGCUGCAUUUAUUGGCCCUAACGAAACUCAAUUUGCGAUUCUUGAUGAGGAUAAGACCGGACUUGCUUUAUAUAUUCUUCCUGGAGGGGCGUCAAAAGAUUUGAAUGGAAAGGAUGGACAAGAGGAAGAAAAUCAAUCUGUUGAAACUGAUGCUGGGUCGAUUAAGGGACCUUUACCGUUCCUAUUUGAAACAGAUAUUGACAGAAUCUUUUCAACCCCAAUAGAAUCUACCGUGAUGUUUGCAUCUCAUGGAGACCAGAUUGGUCUUGCAAGACUAGUUCAAGGCUAUCGUCUUGCAAAUGCUGACGGAUACUAUAUACCAACGAAGGGAGAGGGAAUGAAGUUUAUCAAGUUGAAAGCAAAUGAGAUUGUACUAAAGGUUUGCUGGCAGGAGACUCUUAGAGGCUACGUUGCUGGAGUGAUGACAACUCACAGGGUUCUUAUUGUUUCAGCAGAUCUUACUGUAUUAACAAGCAGCUCCUCAAAAUUUGAUAAAGGACUUCCUUCAUUCCGAUCCCUCCUUUGGGUUGGGCCAGCGCUCCUGUUUUCUACUACAACUGGCAUCAGCAUUCUUGGAUGGGAUGGUAGAGUGAGGACUGUUCUUUCCAUUAGUAUGCCCAAUGCAGUGAUGGUUGGUGCAUUAAACGAUCGAUUGCUCCUUCUUAACCCUACAGAGAUAAAUCCAAGGCAAAAGAAAGGGGUUGAGAUAAAGAGUUGUCUUAUUGGGCUUCUUGAACCCCUUCUUAUUGGAUUUGCCACAAUGCAACAAACCUUUGAGCAGAAAUUGGACUUGUCAGAAAUACUUUACCAAAUAACUUCAAGGUUUGAUAGCCUGCGGAUAACACCAAGAUCACUUGAUAUUCUUUCUAGAGGUUCACCCGUUUGUGGUGACCUUGCAGUAUCAUUGUCCCAAGCAGGUCCUCAAUUCACUCAGGUGUUACGUGGAACCUAUGCGAUCAAAGCUUUGAGAUUCUCGACUGCUUUAUCUGCAUUGAAGGAUGAAUUUGUGCGGUCUAGGGACUAUCCAAAAUGUCCUCCGACUUCUCAUUUGUUUCAUCGGUUUCGCCAGCUGGGAUAUGCAUGUAUCAAGUAUGGUCAGUUUGACAGUGCGAAAGAAACUUUCGAGUUAAUUGCAGAUUAUGAAAGCAUGCUGGACCUAUUUAUAUGCCAUCUAAAUCCUAGUGCAAUGAGAAGACUUGCGCAGAAAUUGGAGGAAGAUGGUGCAGAUCCAGAGUUGAGACGAUACUGCGAAAGAAUAUUAAGAAUUCGCUCUACAGGAUGGACUCAAGGUAUUUUCGCCAAUUUUGCCGCAGAAAGUAUGGUUCCUAAAGGACCAGAAUGGGGUGGUGGCAACUGGGAAAUCAAAACCCCGACCAACUUAAAGUCUAUUCCUCAAUGGGAGCUUGCAGCCGAGGUUGUCCCAUAUAUGAAAACCGACGAAGGUACUAUACCAUCCAUUGUGACAGAUCAUAUUGGCGUUUACUUAGGUCUGAUUAAAGGGAAGGGAAAUGUCGUAGAAGUUAGAGAAGAUAGUUUGGUUAAAUCAUUCAAACCGGUUAACAACAAUCAUACCCUUCUUGGUUCAAUAAUGUCUGAUAAAUCAAUGGGAGCCGGUCCUCUCACCGGCCUUGAAUCUCUCACAAUAGUAAAACCCGUAGACGAACAAGCGAAAGCGGAAGAAGAAUUUAAAAAGUCGUUGUACGGAACUACCUCUGGUGAUGGUAGUAGCAGCGACGAAGAGGGAGGACCCUCUUCGAAAGCUAAGAAAUUCCAAAUCAGAAUUCGGGAUAAACCAACCGCUUCUUCUACUGUGGAUGUCAAUAAGAUUAAAGAAGCUACGAUUAAACUUGCGGAUGCUUUGGGCCCGCCGAUUAUGAGGACGAAGUCUAUGACGACAACUGAAUCUCCCGAUUUCGGACUUCUAGCCAUUCAACCUCGUAUGAAUACUGCCCCGACUGCACCAGGCAAUCUGUUUUUAACUCAACCUGCCCCAAAUCCAGGCUUCGGGGUUGCUGCUGGGCCGAUUCCGGAGGAUUUCUUCCAGAAUACGAUAUCGUCGGAGAAGAUUGCGGCGGCUCUGCCUCCUCCUGGAACUUUCUUAUCGAGAAUGGACAUGAAUAAUCCAGAACGAGUUGAAAACAGAAACGUUUCACCUGCGGUUGAGUUUGGUCUGGCAGAUGGUGGUGUGCCUCCACAAGUAGUUCAACAACAACAACAAUCGGGCUAUGUUGAGUCGAUUGGACUUCCAGACGGUGGGAUCCCACCCCAAGCCCAAGCCCAAGGCAUGCCUCAACUGCCACAGGUUCAGUUUCCAGCUGCUCAGGUUCCGAUAUCAACUCAACAACAACCGCUUGAUCUCAGUGCGCUCGAGGGUCCGGGUUCUGGAAAGCCCCUGCCUCCACGUCCAGAUUCUCCUCCAAAGACUGUGCGUCCAGGCCAGGUACCUCGGGGAGCUGCAGCUCCGUUUUGUUUCAAGACUGGGCUUGCUCAUCUCGAACAAAAUCAACUUUCAGAUGCAUUGUCAUGCUUUGAUGAAGCUUUUCUGGCAUUGGCUAAGGAUCAAUCUCGCGGAGCUGAUAUUAGGGCUCAGGCAACAAUCUGUGCUCAAUAUAAGAUUGCAGUCACUCUGCUUCAGGAAAUCAGUAGACUGCAGAGAGUCCAAGGUCCGAAUGCUAUAAGUGCAAAAGACGAAAUGGCUAGACUUUCACGUCAUCUCGGUUCAUUACCACUUCUAGCAAAGCACCGUAUAAACUGUAUUAGAACCGCCAUUAAACGGAACAUGGAGAUGCAGAAUUACGCAUAUUCAAAGCAGAUGUUAGAACUCCUCCUGUCGAAAGCACCUCCAAACAAGCAAGACGAGUUAAGGAGCCUUGUUGAGAUAUGUUUGCAACGCGGUUUGUCUAACAAAUCGAUUGAUCCUCUAGAAGAUCCUUCUCAAUUCUGCGCUGCUACACUUAGCAGGCUUUCGACUAUAGGGUAUGAUGUUUGUAAUCUCUGUGGGGCUAAAUUCUCGGCUAUUUCGUCUCCCGGUUGUAUUAUAUGUGGUAUGGGAGUCAUUAAGGCGUCGGAUGCAACAAUUGCGGCACCAGUUGUUCCUUCACCUUUCGGUUGAGGAAAAUGAAUUCGGUUUUGUUGGGAGAUUGUUUGUUUUGUUGUUGGUAAUAUACAUUUUUCUCGAGAUCUGUUUGAUUGUUUGUUUGUAAACAAAGGUUUCUAGAAAUCCAUAAUUUUUCAUUUCAGGAUCUUUCAUUCUUUAUCAAACAUUAUAGGAUGAUGAUGUAUAAUGUAAUGUUGUUUGUAUA
This is a messenger RNA of Impatiens glandulifera, 5138 nucleotides long. RefSeq lists its product as uncharacterized. The record is from RefSeq and is a predicted model, not a curated record. Gene Ontology annotation, molecular function: protein binding. Bases 164 to 4948 code for a protein of 1594 amino acids. Lineage: Eukaryota; Viridiplantae; Streptophyta; Magnoliopsida; Ericales; Balsaminaceae. The transcript is spliced from 24 exons. Gene Ontology annotation, biological process: autophagosome assembly. Gene Ontology annotation, cellular component: autophagosome membrane.